Molecule: messenger RNA, 1392 nt
Organism: Entamoeba histolytica HM-1:IMSS
Lineage: Eukaryota; Evosea; Mastigamoebida; Endamoebidae
Exons: 1
Coding region: 1-1392 (463 amino acids)
Source: RefSeq, a predicted model, not a curated record
AUGUCACAGACUGAAUGGUCUUUAGAUAUCUCCGAUUCAAACCAAAUAUCAUUCGAUGGACCUUCAGCCAUCCAUAAGUCUGUUUAUUCAAUUCCAUAUUCAGAACCUUCAAACUCAUUUGUUUGCAUAUGUUGUAAUACACUUUUCUUUGCAGAAAAGAAUAUAUUGCGUUAUUGUUCAUUUGGAAGUGAUAAAAUUGAACGUAUUGAAUUAACUAAACCAAUAAUUCAUCUUGCCUCUCUUGAUGAAGGAAUUGUUGUGAUUUGUGAAGAUUAUAUUAUUAUUUAUAAUGUUAAAAGUGGAUUUUUUGAGAGACGUAAAUAUUCAAAUUAUAAUAAAGUUAUUGUGCAUUGUAAUGUUUCAUCAAAUGGUCAAACUAUAUUUUUUAUGACAGACUCAGCAGUAAUUAGUAUGAGUUGGCCAGAAAUGGAAAAUCAACAACGUCUUUCAUUUAUAGAGACAGACACUCAAUUACAAAACAUUAAACAAAUAGCAGGAGAAGACAAGUUAAUUCUUGUUUAUGGUAUUUCUCUUUCAGCUUUUCUUUGUAUUUUUGAAACAAAAGCUGUAAUUGCAACAACAACAAAAAUGUUAUUAGUGAAUAUUACUUUCGAUGAUCUUGUUGUUGAUUGUAUUCAUGCAAAAAACAGGCUAUUUAUUCAAACCCAAAAAGAGUUUUUAGUCUUUGAACAAAAGAUUAGUUCUUUAGAUAAAUUAAAAAAGUUAGGUUCAUGGAAAAUUCCUGAUAAUACACAAUGUAAAUUAAACCCUUACGGUGCUUCUUUCUUAAAUGCCAAAACCUGUGUGUUUUUUAGAUGGACUUCUGAUAUGAAACAACCUCAUAUUGACCGAAUUGUAUUUGGAAGUAAUUUUGUUAACAUUAUUACUGUUGUUAAUAAAAAUCAAAUUAUUUCAAAGACUUUAGGUGGGUUUUUACUUAGUGAAAUCCCUGAAAUUGACAAAGCAGAAAUAAGAGAAACUAAAAAAGUUGAAAAGAAAAAAGUCGAUGAAGAACAACCUUCUGUACCACCACAACAACAAGUUAAACCUCAAACCGAAAUUGAAGAAUCUCAAGAAGGUUUAAAAAAAGAAAUACCAAAAAAUAAAGACAUUGAAAUAUCUAGUAGUAAAAUUAAUAUCAGUAAUAAUGCUCCUUCUCCUGUACCUGUUGUUGUACCUGAAAAUGAUCAAACAAUAAGAGCUCCAACACCAAAAAAUAUAACUAAAAGAAAAGAAAUUGAUAAAGAAAAGGAAUUAAAAAGAAGAAAAAUAUUAGAAAAAUUUAAUCAAACAAAUCAGUCAUUAGCAAAAGUUGUUUCUUUCCUUAAAGGAUUAGAAGAAAAGCCAUAUUGUUCUGAGUUACCAGAUAUAUUAAAGCAACUUAAAUUUUAA